This is a messenger RNA of Scomber scombrus (Atlantic mackerel), 1047 nucleotides long. RefSeq names its product catechol O-methyltransferase domain-containing protein 1-like. The transcript is spliced from 7 exons. The record is from RefSeq and is a predicted model, not a curated record. The coding region runs from base 60 to 827 and encodes 255 amino acids. NCBI's taxonomy places the organism in Eukaryota, Metazoa, Chordata, Actinopteri, Scombriformes, Scombridae. Gene Ontology annotation, molecular function: S-adenosylmethionine-dependent methyltransferase activity; O-methyltransferase activity.
GUUCAAAGUGGGGUCAGUGCUUUUCAAUCAAAUGGUACUGUAAGGGUGCUUUCUUGAUAAUGACUUUCCGAAAUAUUUCCAAAGAGGCCCUGGCCGGAUCCAUCACCCUGGGAGUGAUUUUUAUCGCAGGUUACGUCUUCGGGAAAAAGAAGUCUUCCAGAAUGAGUAUCAUCAAAAGUCACUGUGGGGAUGACCCACUGAUGCAGUACGUCCUCAAUCAUUCCAUGAGGGAGCAUCCGGUCCUGAAAGAACUCAGACUGAGGACAAUGGAACACUCCUGGAACAUCAUGAUGGUCGCCUGUGAGCAGUCGCAGUUCAUGGCCAAUCUGGCAAAACUAAUAAAGACCAAGAAGGCAUUAGAGAUUGGUGUAUAUACAGGUUACAACACUUUGAGCAUGGCGCUGGCUUUGCCCGAUGAUGGUGUCGUGGUGGCAUGUGAUAUCACAGAUGACUACCCCAACAUCGGCAAACCCUUCUGGAAAGAGGCUGGAGUUGAGAAGAAAAUUGAUCUGCGCAUUCAGCCAGCGUUGAAAACUCUGGAUGAUCUCCUUGCUGCUGGCGAAGCUGAAACAUUUGACUUUGCCUUCAUUGAUGCAGACAAAGUCAACUAUGACAACUACUUUGAGAAGUGUCUGCAGCUGUUAAGGAAAGGGGGCGUCAUUGCAAUUGACAAUGUGCUGUGGGGCGGUAAAGUGGUGAAUCCUUCCCCUGACGACCCUGAUACUGUUGCCAUUGACAAGCUCAACAAGAAGUUACACAGAGAUGUUCGGAUCAAUCUGAGCAUGUUAACUGUGGGAGAUGGGCUGACACUGGCUAUUAAACUAUAAAAAAGGUGCCUAAUAAGAGCAAUAACUCGUAGUGCAACACUGGGUCACUGUUACCUGAAGGUCUAUUAUAACAUGGAGUAUGUGAUGGAAACUAAAGUACUACAAAUGCAGGUUAAUGUGGGAAUAAUGGAAUUGUAUCUUUCUGCAAUAAUAGCUCAUUUCCAGUUACAAGACUAAUUGCAACAUUUGGGUGAAAUUUGAUUAAAAAAAACUAAACUUA